UCCAGGCAACCUAGUGCUGAUCGCCCGUGCCGGUGCGGCCGUUAACCGCCCUUGCCGGAGCCUGAGGCUCAAGAGCAGCCCCCUCCCCUUCGUGGGCUUACCCCCACCCACUUCCCGGUCGGCUCCGGGGCAUGAGCAGCGAUGGCGGGCUGUAUCCCGGAGGAGAAAACUUACCGGCGCUUUCUGGAGCUAUUCCUGGGCGAGUUUCGCGGACCGUGCGGCGGCGGCGAGCCGGAGCUGGAACCCGAACCCGAGUCGGAGCCCGAGCCCGAACUGGUAGCGGCUGAGGCGGCCGAGGCUUCGGUCGAGGAAGCCGGGGAAGAGGCGGCAACGGUAGCCGCGACGGAGGAGGGGGAGCAGGAGCGAGACCCCGAGCCCGAGGAGGAGGCGGUGGAGGAAGAGACGGUGGCGGCGGAGGGCGAGGAGGAGGAGGCAGCGGCAGCCCGGGGGCAUUCGGCCGUGCCGCCGCCGCCGCCGCAGCCCCAGCUGCCGCCUCUACCCCCGCUCCCGCGACCGCUGUCGGAGCGCAUCACCCGCGAGGAGGUGGAGGGCGAGAGCCUGGACCUGUGCCUACAGCAGCUCUACAAAUAUAACUGCCCUUCCUUUUUGGCUGCUGCUUUAGCCAGAGCCACAUCAGACGAAGUCCUUCAGAGUGAUCUUUCUGCACAUUAUAUUCCAAAGGAAAUGGAUGGCACAGAAGGGACUGUGGAGAUUGAGACAGUGAAACUGGCCCGUUCUGUCUUCAGCAAACUACACGAGGUUUGCUGCAGCUGGGUGAAAGACUUCCCUCUCCGCAGGAGACCCCAGCUUUAUUAUGAGACGUCAAUCCACGCCAUCAAAAACAUGCGCAGGAAAAUGGAGGACAAACACGUCUGCAUUCCCGACUUUAAUAUGCUCUUCAACCUAGAGGACCAGGAAGAACAAGCUUACUUUGCAGUGUUUGAUGGCCAUGGGGGCGUGGACGCGGCCAUCUAUGCUUCCAUUCACCUGCACGUUAACUUAGUACGCCAGGAGAUGUUCCCCCAUGAUCCUGCUGAGGCCCUGUGCCGGGCCUUCCGGGUCACUGACGAGCGGUUUGUACAGAAAGCAGCCAGGGAGAGUUUAAGAUGUGGGACCACAGGAGUGGUGACGUUUAUCAGAGGCAACAUGCUUCAUGUGGCCUGGGUGGGUGAUUCCCAGGUUAUGCUUGUGAGAAAGGGCCAAGCUGUUGAACUAAUGAAGCCACACAAACCGGACAGAGAGGAUGAAAAGCAGCGAAUUGAGGCCCUUGGAGGUUGUGUAGUCUGGUUUGGUGCCUGGAGGGUGAAUGGAAGUUUGUCGGUCUCCAGAGCUAUUGGAGAUGCCGAACAUAAGCCAUAUAUCUGUGGGGAUGCAGAUUCUGCCUCUACUGUUUUAGAUGGAACUGAAGACUACCUCAUUCUGGCCUGUGAUGGCUUCUAUGACACCGUGAACCCCGAUGAGGCAGUGAAAGUUGUGUCUGAUCACUUGAAAGAGAAUAAUGGAGACAGCAGCAUGGUGGCCCACAAAUUAGUGGCAUCAGCUCGUGAUGCUGGGUCAAGUGAUAACAUCACUGUUAUUGUGGUAUUCCUGAGGGACAUGAACAAAGCUGUAAAUGUUAGUGAGGAAUCAGAUUGGACAGAGAACUCUUUUCAAGGAGGGCAAGAAGAUGGUGGGGAUGAUAAGGAGAAUCAUGGAGAGUGCAAACGCCCUUGGCCGCAGCACCAGUGCUCAGCACCUGCUGAUCUAGGCUAUGAUGGGCGCGUGGAUUCAUUCACUGAUAGAACCAGCCUGAGUCCAGGGUCCCAAAUCAACGUGCUGGAAGACCCAGGCUACCUAGAUCUCACACAAAUAGAAGCAAGCAAACCUCACAGUGCCCAGUUUUUGCCACCAGUUGAGAUGUUUGGUCCUGAUGCACCAAAGAAAGCAAAUCUUAUUAAUGAGCUAAUAAUGGAGAAAAAAUUAGUUCAAUCAUCAUUGCCUGAAUGGAGUGGUGCUGGAGAGUGUCCCUCUUCUUUUAAUUUGGGUUCAACAGGGCAGCAGAUAUACAGAAUGGAGAGCUUGUCUCCUGUCUGUUCUAGGUUGGAAAAUGAACAGUUCAAAUUCCUGGGAAAGAGAGUUUCUAGAUUGUCUCAUUUACGCUACCACUACUCAAAGAGGCGGCACGGAUUCAAGUUUAAUCCAAAGUUUUAUUCAUUUCUCUCUGCUCGAGAGCCUUCCCACAAAAUAGGCGCUAGCCUGACCUCACUUACUCGAAGUGGGAAGAGAAAUAGGAUGUUAAGAAGUUCUCUGCCAUGGAGGCAAAAUAGUUGGAAAGGGUACAGUGAAAUCAUGACAAGAAAGUUCGAAAAGAAUGAUAUUCCAUACCCAGAUCUUCCCUGGAGCUUUAAAAUAUAAUACUUUCUCUUUAAAGUAGGCUAGCUAGCUCUCCCCCAAUAAAAAUAUCACCAUCAGAGUAGAAACAAGGUAGACAUUUCUGAAAUAUGCGUGCUUCAUUAUGAAACCAUGGAUGGUUCAAUUCUUAAAUGUAAAUAGAUCUCUAGGAAACUCAAUACAGUGUUUUCAAUCUAAUAAAAAAGUAUUGGCAGUUUCACUAGCAAAAUUACACAACUGGUCCCUGUGAUGUGUCUCCAUACCUACAGACAACCCCCACCCUGUGACCCCUUCACGUCACUAGUGGAGGCUUAAGAGUUAGUUAUUUCAGCCAGGAUACAUAUAGUGUUGAAAUCUCAGUGCAGGUGAAAGCUGGUCUGAUGUGCCUAAUAUCUCUCUGGAAAACUUAAUGCAGAAUUUGAUCAAGUUGGGGAAUGUUCCUCAAAAGACUGGGGACUAUGAGGGAAAAAAUCUCUCCCCCUUUUUUGGGUAGGUAAGACUAAAAGCCAUAUGGGUUUUAACUGGUAACAAUGAAAGCAGAAAACUAGGGUAAAAAUGUCAUAUUCUGACUUGUGAAGCGGUAUACAGUCAAACGGAUUCACUAAUUUUUUUUCUGUACCAUAAGACUGAAAAUUUUUUGAAUUAAAAAGUAUUUCCUAGGGCUGUUAGCUAUCUGGGAGUUUUAUUACCUGUUACGGUGCUUUUGACAGAAUUACUUAUUAUUUUAGAAGACCUCUGUCAGCUGGUUUUAACCUAUGAUGCUAAUGUGUUUUUCACUGUACCUUCAUCUCAGGAAUAAAACUUGUUUAAUGGAGAUGAUUUCAGGUACAAAUAUACCAGAAUCAAAUUGCCAUUUUAAAAGAAAAUCAAAGUGUUUCUAUUUUUUCUGCCUUUUUUUUUUUUUAAAGUUCACAGACAGCAAAGGCAUAUACUACAAUAAAAUCAGGGGUUUUGGAGAAUGAAAAAUACUAGUUUUAACUUCUCUAAAAUUGUUUCCCCCAAGGUAAUGAACUAAUUGGUGUGAAAAAGGCUGAAAGUACUGCCUAUAUGAGCCCAGAGGCCAAGUGCCGAGAGAAUGCAGAUCACUGAAAUGAGGUCUGUUCAGCUGUAACUCAGUCUUGCUACUACCUGCAGCUUCAGACUGCACAGAAAGGACAUAUGUUUUUCAUUUCAAUAUUUAUUUACAUUUGACAUUUUGAAAUUGUCUUCUUUUUUGCCACUUGUGCAGUUUCAAGUCAGAAGCGUAUCUGUACCUAGAGGCAACAAAUAAACUAAUAAUCAGAUUCAUCUGGUGAGGCAGCCUGAUUCUCUGAGAAUCGUGUCUGUCUCCACAUGAGAGUUUACCCUCCCCAGUCAGGCAUGGAGCAGCCACGCCAGUGCCCAGGAGCGGCCUGCUGUCCUGCUCACUCCCUCUUACUGCUGGGAGGCACUAAAUGCUCUUGCUGAGAAAUGUCCACUGACAAUUGUGUGUUUACGUAAUACCAAUACAAUUACGUUA
This is a messenger RNA of Camelus dromedarius (Arabian camel), 3868 nucleotides long. It is a transcript of the gene PPM1E, whose product is annotated as protein phosphatase, Mg2+/Mn2+ dependent 1E. The record is from RefSeq and is a predicted model, not a curated record. NCBI's taxonomy places the organism in Eukaryota, Metazoa, Chordata, Mammalia, Artiodactyla, Camelidae. Gene Ontology annotation, molecular function: protein serine/threonine phosphatase activity; cation binding. Gene Ontology annotation, cellular component: nucleus. Gene Ontology annotation, biological process: negative regulation of protein kinase activity; protein dephosphorylation. Bases 142 to 2394 code for a protein of 750 amino acids. The transcript has 7 exons.